Daphnia pulex (common water flea) is the source of this 3020-nucleotide messenger RNA. RefSeq lists its product as uncharacterized. Gene Ontology annotation, cellular component: basement membrane. Lineage: Eukaryota; Metazoa; Arthropoda; Branchiopoda; Diplostraca; Daphniidae. The coding region runs from base 73 to 1287 and encodes 404 amino acids. The transcript is spliced from 10 exons. The record is from RefSeq and is a predicted model, not a curated record. Gene Ontology annotation, biological process: cell-matrix adhesion.
AAUAUCUUGUAGAUGUGAAACGAGCACUGAAGCGCACAAGUUAUAUAGUGACAAAAGAAUAUUGUGACAAAGAUGAAGUAUUUUUACCUGUUGUUUUUGUUUGCUGCCUCGUUAGAAGUGAGUUUUGGAUGCCCUCUGGAAUGCAGUCAAGUGACAUGUGCACAGAGUUUCAAUCCAUUUGAUUGCCCAUCAAACACUCUGUACUCCAACACUGCUGCACUAUGCGGUUGUUGCCCAGGAUGUGUCCGGCUUAAAGGACCCAAUGAAGUGUGUCAAAGUAACACCAACUUAACCUUUGAUGUGACAAACUUUUACACGGUAAAGGGAUCAAUUAUCCUGAAUGUAACUGAUGUUCCACCUGUUGUGGCAUCUCAAGAAUGUGCUCCAGGAUUAACCUGUGACAACAGCCGAUGUUCUAAUUCCAAAUACACGUGCACCACGCCAGACAUCAGCAACUCGAAAUGGUCGCCCGAAUGCGAUAUCGACGGAUCCCACAAGGCGUUGCAAUGCAAAUCCAACGGAGCUGAUCCUCGCUGCUUCUGCUACAGCAAGGAAGGCAAACGCAUUUUUGGCUCCGACUGGAACACGAAGGAAAAGCGCGACAAAAUGAAAUGCCAAUGCGCCAGACUGGUUGAUAACCUCACCAAGAACCAGGAGAAGGACGGCUAUAAAAACAACGACCUCACCUAUCACUGCUCAUCCAACGGCAAUUUUGAGCCCCUACAGUGCAACCGUGGAAUGUGUUACUGUGCCAACACGCAAACGGGCCAGCCCGUCUCAUUCGUCGUCAACGCUCAAAUGUGGAAAACGCUGCCCUGCUAUAACGCGACCACCAUGGGAUUCGAUUACCUCAAGAUUUGCGACAGUCAAGCCAACGCAUUGGCUCUAAUCAAGAAAGAGAUGCGCUACCACGGAGGUAAUCCAAUCACGCUGGCAGCCCCGCAAUGCGACCCCGACGGAUCCUUCUACGCUAAGCAGUGCGACGGCAACCAGUGCUACUGCCGCUCACGUGCAAACGAAAAUAUCGGGACUUACUCCACGCAGCUCAACACGGACCCGGAGGUGACGCAAGAAUGCCUUUGCGCUCGUGACAAAGUGAUUUUUCAGGAUGCCAAUAAAGCGCACGAAUACAUUUGCAACAGCGGAGGCGAUUACGAGCCCAUGCAAACGAUCGGAGGCUCCGCCUUUUGCAUGGAUCGCGACGGUUUCAUCACCUCUGAAUACGUGCCAGUCGCAAACAAGUGCACUCUACCGUGCAAAAAUGACGUCAUGUGUCCGGUUCGCUAGGAGAAAACCUUGAUUGCCCAUAACAAAAUAUAUGUAAUAAUAAUUUACGCAGUUUGUAUAACGUCACACACAAAUCGAAACAAUAAAUCUUGAAAAAUAAAAGUCCCUAAAAACAAACUCGUUUUGGUGACCUUCUUCUUCAACGAACCUUUUGGGUGCUGAAGAAAGAAGAAAACAACCCAAAAAAUGAACACCAGUCGAGUGUGCUGCCCACCGCCGGCAAACUUUCAUCUCUUUUUUUAUUUUCUUACUAUAGUGCGAGAGAAAAAGUGUUUGUGUGACGUGUCCCACACGUGCCGGGAAUAAACAAACACACACACACGGCGACUCUGCUGUCGACUCUUUGAAUAGUUUACCAAUUCCAUCCCAAAUAGGAGCCCCCCCUGAAAAACUAAACACACUAUUAAAAUUGGUAGAAGAAGAAGAAAAGUCGUACAUGGACAGUUCAGAGUGGAUCAGACGAUGCCAGAAGUAAGGAGCGUCCAACAAGUUCGUAGAGUUUUGAUUUUGGGCUCUUCCAAUUCGGGACAUCCGGUUGAAAAGACAAACAACAACAAUGGCGGCGAUAAAUGGGACGACUAGUGAGUCCUUAAACGAGAUAAAAAUGCACCGACAAGCCCAAGUUGGAGAGCGUUCCGUCGCUUUGAUAAAAUAUAAAAGUUAAGGAAAAAAGAAGACAAAAAGAAACCGGAAUGUGAAACCAAAAGAGAUUGGGGGACGAACUAGACGACGUGAGUGAACGAGUCAAAGAGCCCAGCUCUUAACAGGACACUAGCGAGAACAAUGGUCAACAUCUUCUCUUCUUGAAAAGGAACGGACACCAAAUAAAAUCUAAGCGCAGGCACACAAAAGGCGAAAAUGCAACAACAACAACAACAACAACAACAACAGUGGUGGUGACCGCCAGGGGGAGGAGUGGCCGCCCCUUUCGGCUGCCGUAAACGUAAAUGCGGCGCUGCAUACAGAGCGGCAGCGGUGGCGGGCAAUGGAAACCUCCAGCUGCGUGCCAGUUGUGAACCGUCCGCGAUCGUCUCUCCCCGCACUUGUGUGUGUCUCUUCCCCUCAUCCCCGUCCAUGUAUAACUUGGUUUCUUUUUCUUUUUCUCUUCUCAAACAUUUCUGACUUUGGGACGACGGUCGGGAGUCUUUCUUGGUCCUUGGGCGGGGAAACAUCAACCGACCACAAGCUCUCCCCCCUUUAGCAAUAAAAAAACGACCGCGGGAGGGACCGUUCAAGCCCCGCAUCGACUCGUUUCCGUUUUGUCGAGAGCUCUCGAGUUUCGUCGUCUUUUCUUGAUUCGUUUUCGGCAUUGUUGAUCGGCAGCUCGUGAGGGAAUGUCGUGCGGGACGGCUCCGAAACAACAGUAGCGCCAAAAAAAGAAGAAAAAGAAAACCAACAAAGUUUCGUGUGAUGGCGUUUUGGAUAGAUGAGUGGCACCUGCCUCGAAAUCAUCAUCGUCGCUACUUACGCCUGUCAUAAGUCAAACAGGAAGAAGAACAAGUCAAGGCAUUUCUUGAUUGCCCAACUGACAGACAGACAAGUGCAGCGGGGGUUUUUGUUCCACAUUUGAUUCAAGUCAUCCUUUACGGACAAGGUUUAUUUGAUUUGAAAAAAUAUAACCGGCAACUUGUUAUCUUAUUCCCGUCCGUCGGGUUGCACAAGUGAACUUUCCCGCGCGAAAUCUCAUUGACCACCCGAACGAUAUGCAAAUCAUCUAGGACCCAGAAAUUUCU